Messenger RNA from Pistacia vera, 2523 nucleotides. RefSeq lists its product as uncharacterized. Lineage: Eukaryota; Viridiplantae; Streptophyta; Magnoliopsida; Sapindales; Anacardiaceae. The record is from RefSeq and is a predicted model, not a curated record.
AUGUCGUUGCAGCUUGCAGAUAGAUCCACAAAACAUCCGAGGGGUAUAGCUGAAGAUGUUUUGGUGAAGGUGGAUAAAGAUAAGGAAAUGCCUCUCAUUUUGGGAAGACCAUUUCUGGCCAUCGGAAGAGCUCUCAUUGAUGUGCAAGAAGGAAAGUUACUAUUAAGAGUCCAAGAUGAAACAAUAACAUUCAAUGUUUUUGAGGCUAUGAAAUUUCCAUCUGAGUCGGAUUCAUGCUUUAGUGUAGACGUGGUGGAUGAACUAAUAGCAGAGCAAGGGAGUAAGAUAGUUAAAAAGUAUUCUACUCUAUUCAACUCAUUAGCUCGAUUUGCUCCUGUUAUGGUUGAUGCUCCUAUGGCGAGAAUAGAAAGAUUUGUAAAUUGCUUACACCCCGAGAUAGCCCGAGAUGUUAUGGCGGGUGCUCAGCCUCUACCGACAUAUCUUGAAGCCUUGAAUCGAGCACUACGGGCAAAAGUGUAUGUCAAUAGAGAUGUUCAGCAGUCCAAACCAGUGGUUGUAGCAAAUAAUCCUCUUUCAAAGCCACAAAAGAGUUGUGAUGAAGCCUUCUCCCUUACCAAAGAUAGUAAGAACAAGAAGAACUUUCAGCCUCAGACAAUUGGAGGAGCUAAUGCCAGAGUAUUCACUAUCUCCCAAAGCCAAGCAAAAGCCAACCCAUCAGCAGUCAAUGGUGUGCCUCCAGAAAGGGAAGUAGAAUGUUGUAUAGAGUUGGAUCUGGGUACCACACCAAUUUCAAAAGAUUCGUACAGAAUGGCUCCAGCAGAACUCCAAGAGUUAAAGAAGCAAUUUCAAGAGUUAUUAGAUAAAUGUUUUAUCAGACUGAGUCGUUCACCAUGGGGUGCUUCAAUUCUGUUUGUUAGGAAGAAGGAUGGAUUCCUCUUAAUGUGCAUAGAUUAUCGGGAGUUGAAUAAGGUGACAAUGAAGAAUAAAUAUCCAUUGCCUCGUAUCGAUGACUUAUUUGAUCAGCUAAGAUGUGCUUCAGUGUUCUCUAAAAUUUAUUUGAGGCCAGGCUACCAUCAGGUCAAAAUUGCAAAGAAUGACAUCCAAAAAACUCCCUUCCGAACUAGGGUUUUCCAUGACUAUCUAGAUAAGUUUCUUAUGGUGUUUAUAGAUGAUAUCCUGGUCUACUCUAAAACAAAUGAAGAACAUGAACAACAUUUGAGGUUUGUAUUGCAAAGAUUAAGGGAGAAGCAAUUGUAUGCCAAGUUCUCCAAAUGUGAGUUUUGGUUGGAUCGGGUAAUGUUUCUUGGUCACGUGGUUUCCAAAGAAGGCAUAUCAAAGGAUCCUAGUAAGGUAGAGGCAGUACUUGAAUGAAAAAGGCUAACAAUAGUGAAGAAAGUGAGCAGUUUUCUAGGCCUAGCUGGGUAUUACAAAAAAUUAGUGCAAGGGUUUGCUAAACUUGCUCGUCCACUCACUAAACUUACUAAGAAAGAGACUCCAUUUCAGUGGAUAGAUUUAUGUGAGCAGAGUUUCCACCAGUUAAAGAGGAGAUUGACCACAACUCCCAUUUUAGCUUUGCCCGAGGAGGGUGUUGAUUAUGACAUUUAUACCGAUUCUUCAUACAAUGGUCUUGGGGCAGUAUUGAUGCAAAAUGAGAAGGUGAUAGCCUAUGCCUCUAGAUAGCUAAAAGAUUAUGAACUGAGGUACCCUACACAUGAUUUAGAAUUAGCAACAGUUGUGUUUUCCUUAAAAAUCUGGCAUCAUUAUCUAAUGUUGUCAAGUAAUAUUUACACAGACCACAAGAGUUUAAAGUAUUUCUUCACUCACAAAGAGUUGAAUAUGAGGCAAAGAAGAUGGUUAGAGUUAGUCAAAGACUAUGACUGUGAAAUCAAGUACCAUCUAGGGAAAGCUAAUGUAGUAACAGAUGCUUUAAGCCAGAAAGUUCCUCUAUUCCAAAUCACAAUACAAAAAGAGUUGCAGCAAGAAAUCCUCAGGGAGAGAAUUGAGGUUGUAACUGGAGGAUGUGCUAGAUUGGAAAUCAAAUCUGCUUUAAUAGAGGAGAUCAAAGAAAAACAAGUAGUUGAUGAUUCAUGCAAGGAAAUCUACAAGCGAGUAAAUGAGGGCAAAGAGACAAAUUUUAGUGUAGUGAAUGUGAAGGAUACAACUACUUCAGAUCAGUUGGGUCAGAUUUAUGUAAAAGAAAUUGUGAGGUUGCAUGGUGUGCCUAAGACAAUAGUGUCAGACAGAGAUUCAAGAUUUGUUUUAGCCUUCUGGCAUGGGUUACAAAGUUAUCAGGCUACUAUCCAAAUGGCACUAUAUGAAGCUCUAUAUGGGAGAAAGUGCAUAUCACCUUUGUAUUGGGAUGAAAUAGGAAAGAAGGAGUCUUUGGUUCAAGCCUUAGGACCAGAGAUGACUCAAAAGAUGAUUGAAGAUAUCAGGUUAAUCAAAGAGAGAAUGAAACAAGCCCAAGAUCGCCAAAAGAGUUAUGCAAACUUGAAGAGAAAGGAAGUGGAAUUUCAAGUAGGGGACAAAGUUUUUGUUAAGAUUCCCCAUACAAACGUGUAA